GAAGCAGAGCACGUGAACUUAACCGUUCGGCCACAGGGUCGGCCCCACUGAUACCCUUGAUAUAGAGCAUACUGUUGUAUUGGCUUUCAGUUUCACAUUCAAGACACAGAGUCCUUUGGUCUGGACCUGAGCAGUCAUGCUGCUGGUUUGUGUAGGAGGAGCUGAAGUGGGCCAGAGAAUGCUGUUCUCUACAUCAGUUUCCUGGUAUACAAUGCAUUAGGUAGAGUGGCUGCUUGAUUCAGCAAGUGUAUUGCCUUGACAAAUGAAGAGUCACAUUCCUCAGGACUUCUUUCCUUCCCUGUGGAAUGAAACCAUUAUACUUUUCUUGAUGGGCACCAUGGCACACGAUUCCCUUUUGUGGCUCCAGGAGAGACAGGACUCCUCUGUGAUGUUUGAUGGCAGUAAUGUGUGUGUGUGUGUGUGUGUGUGUGUGUGAGAUUUCUUGGGUGUGCAGGGAUAUUUCAGAAUUUCAAGCAAGAAUGGAAUGACUUCCAGGCAGGUGAAUGUUGAAAUUAGGGUCAUCUCUGGGUCCUCAUGCCUUUUUUCUUUUUUCCUAGGUCUGCUUUCUAAGGACCCUUUCUGCCUUCCUGAGGAAAAGAUAGAGGCAGAAAGGAUGGUGACUGAGUAUUUGACAAAUUUUUCUCAGGCCUCAGUUACCUUUGCUGAUGUGGCUGUGCACUUCACCCAAGAGGAGUGGACUUUACUGGACCCAACUCAGAGAAAUCUAUACAGAGAUGUGAUGCUAGAGACCUACAAGAACCUGACCACAGUAGAGUAUCAGUUGUUCAGACCCAAUCUGAUAUGUUGGUUGGAACAAGAAGAAGAGUUGGGGACAGUGGAGACUGGAGUCUUCCAAGAAUGGGAUAUUCAACUUAAAACCAAAGACUCAGCAAUUCAGCAGGGUAUGUUUUGGGGAAAAGCAUCCAAUAGUAUAGAAAUGGAAAGAAUCCACAGUGGGUGGGAACUCUAUGAUUGUGAGCAAUGUGGGAAAGUCUUCAGUGAACAUUCAUGUCUUGAGACCCAGAGGAGAACUCAGAAUGGAGGGAACGCUCAUGAGGAUAAUCAGCAUGAAAAACGCUUCCUUGGUCUACACACGAAAACCUCUACUGGAGAGAAAUUUUCUAGGUUUAGUCAGUGGGGAAAAGCCAUCAGCCUGAGUUCAGAUGUUACGUACUCAAAAACUAGCAUGCAAGAGGAAGCAUUCAAAUGCAGUCAUGGCAGGAAAGCCUUUGUGAAUCAGUCUUACAUUCAGGCCCAAACGAGAACUCACAAUGGAGGAAAACUGUGUGAAUGGAAGGAAUAUGGGAGAUCUUUUAUUCACUCCACAAGCCUUGCUGUGCGUGUACAAACUCAAACUGGUAACAGCCAUUACGAAUGUAAGGAAUGGGGGAAAUCUUCUGAAGGGAUCUCAUACUCUCAUUCUCUCAUUGAAAUUCACACUGGAAUAAAACCAUUUAUCUGUAAGGAAUGUGGGAAAAGCUUUAAGCGUUCUGUGCUUGUUAAUGCUCACUUGGGAAGUCACUCUCUUGAGAAACCUUAUGAAUUUAAGGAAUAUGGGAAAGCUUUCACUCAAUCCUCAGGCCUUGUUCACCACAAAAAAACUCCCUCUGAAGAAAGGCGUUUUAAAUGUGCCACGUGUGGGAAAGCCUUUCCUGCUUCCACAAGUCUCCAUUACCAUUUGAGAACUCACAGUGGAGAGAAGCCUUUUGAGUGUAAUCUAUGUGAAAAAAGGUUUGCAAGUUCUUCACAAUUAAUCUUUCACAAACGAACUCACACUGGAGAGAAACCCUAUCAGUGUGAGGAAUGUGGGAAAGCCUUCAGUCGAUCCUCAAACCUUAUUGUCCAUAGAAAAACUCACAGUGGAGAGAACACUGUUGAGUGUAGUAUAUGUGAAAAAAGAUUUACAAGUCCUUCAUCCUUAAUUGUUCACAAGCGGACUCACACUGGAGAGAAACCAUUUGAAUGUAAGGUAUGUGGGAAAGCUUUUGCUGUUUCUUCAACUCUUCGUUACCAUUUGAGAACUCACAGUGGAGAAAAGCCUUUUAAAUGUGACACAUGUAGGAAAGCCUAUGCUGAUUUCAGAAGUCUCCGUUACCAUUUGACAACUCACAGUGGACAGAAACCUUUUGUGUGUAGUAUAUGUGAAAAAAGAUUUACAAGUCCUUCAUCCUUAAUCAUUCACAAGCGAACUCACACUGGAGAGAAACCCUAUGAAUGUGAGAAAUGUGGGCAAGCCUUUGGUACUUCCUCAGCUCUUCGUUACCAUCUGAGAGCUCACUGUGGAGAGAAUCUUUUUGAGUGUAAUCUAUGUGAAAAAAGGUUUGCAACUUCUUCGCAAUUAAUCUUUCACAAGCGAACUCACACUGGACAGAAACCCUAUCAAUGUGAGGAAUGUGGGAAAGCCUUGGCUAGUUGCUCAUCUUUUAGUUACCAUCUGAGAACUCACAGUGGAGAAAAGCCUUUUGAGUGUAAUCUAUGUGAAAAAAGGUUUGCAGGUUCUUCACAAUUAGCCUUUCACAGGCGAACUCACACUGGAGAGAAACCCUAUCAAUGUGAGGCAUGUGGGAAAGCCUUGGCUACUGCCUCAGCUCUUAGUUACCAUCUGAGAACUCACAGUGGAGAGAAGCCUUUUGAGUGUAAUCUAUGUGAAAAAAGGUUUGCAACUUCUUCACAAUUAAUCUCUCACAAACGAAUUCACACAGGAGAGAAACCCUAUGAAUGUGAGGAAUGUGGGAAAGCCUUCAGUCGAUCCUCAAACCUUAUUGUCCAUAGAAAAACUCACAGUGGAGAGAACACUGUUGAGUGUAGUAUAUGUGAAAAAAGAUUUACAAGAUCUUCAUCCUUAACCGCUCACAAGCGAACUCACACUGGAGAGAAACCCUAUCAAUGUGAGGUAUGUGGGAAAGCCUUGGCUACUUCCUCAGCUCUUAGUUACCAUCUGAGAACUCACAGUGGAGAGAAGCCUUUUGAGUGUAAUCUAUGUGAAAAAAGGUUUGCAACUUCUUCACAAUUAGUCUUGCACAAGCGAACUCACACUGGAGAGAAACCAUUUGAAUGUAAGGUAUGUGGGAAAGCUUUUGCUGUUUCCUCAACUCUUCGUUACCAUUUGAGAACUCACAGUGGAGAAAAGCCUUUUAAAUGUGACACAUGUGGGAAAGCCUAUGCUGAUUCCAGAAGUCUCCGUUACCAUUUGACAACUCACAGUGGACAGAAACCUUUUGUGUGUAGUAUAUGUGAAAAAAGAUUUACAAGUCCUUCAUCCUUAAUCAUUCACAAGCGAACUCACACUGGAGAGAAAUAAAGAAUGUGGGAAAGCCUUCCCUCAAUCCUCAUGCUUUAUUGCCCACAUAAAAACUCAGGCUGGAGAGAAGCCUGUUAAAUGUGACACACAUGGGAAAGCCUUUCAUACUUCCUCACAUCUUAAUAAACCUGUUAGAACUCACACUACAUAGAAGCCUAUUGAGAGUAAUAUAUGUUGCAAAACAUUGGCCAUUUCUUCAUACAAUAUAGUUUACAAUCUCUCACUGGAGAGAAACCUUAUAAAUCAAAGGAAUAUGGGAAAGACUUCAAUUUUCCCACUUCCUUUCAGUCAUUAAAGAACUCACCUGGAGAGAAGUCCUAUCCACGUAAGGAAUGUGGUGAAGCCCUCGGUAGUCCUGAUUCACUUCAAAGACGUGAAAGGACCACACCGCAGAGAUGGUUUCGAAUGUAAGGAAUGAGGGAGAGCCAUCAGAAUCUCCUCACAGCCCAGCCUGUGAGAACUCUCAGUGAUGCCAUCCUAUUAAGAAACAUGGAAAGCCCUUCCCUAUAUUUUUUCAUUGAAAUAUACAUUUAUUGUAUAUAUGAGAUCUUGCAGUGGAGAGAAAACCAAGUGAAGUAAGAUGUGGGAAAACUGUUCUGGUCAUGUUCACUUGUGAUCUCACUGUGGAGAAAAACUUUAUGAAUGUAAAAAAAUGUACAGUUGUCAUCAUUUUCCAUUAGAUUAUUUCUCAUCUGUAAUAAAUAUGGGGUUAUUCACAGUCAAGAGAUUGUGGGAAUAUAAGAAAUAUAGGAAGUGCUACCGUGAGUGUGAAUCUUGGGGUCUUCUGAGAGGCACACCAUUCUGGGUGGUUUGAUUGAUCUGUUUUAAGCUAUUGUGGUUAGUCCCUGAGCAUUCCUGUGCCCGAGGUGUUCUUUCCAGUGAUAGGGCAGUCUAGUUGCUACAGUUUCCAUGCUGCUGCCUGGUUAAAAGUGGGUCAACAGAAUUCAGUUAAUCCUCUUAUAAGUACCUUGAUCAUCUUGUUGGGUUGACAUGGACUUACAUUGUGGAGAUUGUGACUGUGUAGAGUGCUCACCAAACUCGUUCACAGUGAGUCACACCAACCAACAUGGUUAAAAUACAUCAUAAAUUUUGUAAAAUUACCUUUUUCCUCUCACAGCUGGUCCUUUCAGAUAAAAAGUCAGUUUCAAGCAUAGGAUGAGUGGAGAAAAAGAGAGAGUACACCUAUAAUGGGUGACACCCUGAUUUUGUGGCCUUUGUGGGUGAACAACAACCCUACUACCUGGGGAUGAUCUUUAAUCUCAAGCCCAUACAGGAUGAUGGUGAGAAUCAUGAGUGUUCUCUUUCAACCAUACCCAACACCACAGCCUGGGAAAACAAUGAUAUUUGUCUGAGUCAAGCAACAGCUGUUGGAGGUGGUAUGACCUGUAUCUGUGUUUGUCGUUCUAUCCAUGGGCGGUGAAAAUUGAAAAACUCACGUGAAUGUAGCUGGUCCUGAUAAUCUGG
This is a messenger RNA of Equus caballus (horse), 4765 nucleotides long. RefSeq names its product zinc finger protein 26-like. Gene Ontology annotation, biological process: regulation of transcription by RNA polymerase II. The record is from RefSeq and is a predicted model, not a curated record. NCBI's taxonomy places the organism in Eukaryota, Metazoa, Chordata, Mammalia, Perissodactyla, Equidae. Gene Ontology annotation, molecular function: RNA polymerase II cis-regulatory region sequence-specific DNA binding; DNA-binding transcription factor activity.